UUUCCCUUAACAAAGAUGGCAGCGAGGGGGGGCGGGGACCCGCGCCGCGCGCCGGCUCUCCGCCGCCUCUCCCCAAUCAACGGCCGCCAACUCUCCCGUGGAGGCGACGGCGCGGCCAAUGGGAGCGGAGAGCGUGGCGGCCGGGCGGGGAGCGGGCCAAUGGGGCGGCGGCGGCGGGGGCAGCCGGUGUGGGGUGGUGGUGCCGGUGCGGCGGGCGCUGUCGGGCGAGGCGGGAUGCGGGCGGCCCACGGGCUUUGCGCGGCGCUGGCCCUGCUCCUGCUGCCGGCCGGUGGCCGAGCGCUGCGCGACGGGGACUGCGAGGUGUGUGUCACAUUCCUGGGAAGGUUCUACCAGAGUCUAAAGGACAAUGACGUUGAAUUCACACCUUCCAGUAUUGAAAAGGAGCUCUUGAAAUCCUGCAAAGAAGCAAAGGGCAAAGAGAAUCGUCUGUGUUAUUACAUUGGGGCCACAAGUGAUGCAGCCACCAAAAUCAUUAAUGAGGUAUCAAAGCCCAUGAGUCACCACAUCCCUGUGGAAAAGAUCUGUGAGAAGCUAAAGAAGAAAGACAGUCAGAUCUGUGAACUAAAAUAUGACAAGCAGAUCGACCUAAGCACCGUCGACCUGCGCAAGCUGCGCGUCAAGGAGCUGCGGCGGAUUCUGGAUGAUUGGGGCGAGGUGUGCAAGGGCUGUGUCGAGAAGUACGACUUCAUCCGCAGGAUCCACGAACUGAUGCCCAAGUACGCGCCGAGGGCGGCCGGCGCCCGGACAGACCUCUGAGGGCCGAGACCGGGGCGAUCCUGGGGCACUGAGGGGCGAGACCGGGCCUGUGAGGGGACUGUGAGGGGCGACCUCGAGGCUCUGAGGGGCGACACCGGCCCCGCGCUUUGUACGGGACUUUCAUUAAAGUUCUCCGGUGUGUACCGGG
Molecule: messenger RNA, 925 nt
Organism: Haemorhous mexicanus (house finch)
Lineage: Eukaryota; Metazoa; Chordata; Aves; Passeriformes; Fringillidae
Gene: MANF
Product: mesencephalic astrocyte derived neurotrophic factor
Exons: 4
Coding region: 16-777 (253 amino acids)
Biological process (GO): neuron projection development; dopaminergic neuron differentiation
Cellular component (GO): endoplasmic reticulum
Source: RefSeq, a predicted model, not a curated record